AUGACUGAUAUCAAACAAGUCGACGCCCUCGUCGUCGGCGGGGGCUUCGGCGGCGUGCGCCUCGCCCAACUCCUCAAAUCCAAACUCAACCUAACAAACAUCGUCGCCAUCGAAAAGGGCAAGGAUGUCGGCGGCACCUGGCACUGGAACACGUACCCGGGCGCUCAGUCCGACACGGAGAGCUGGGUCUACCGCUUCUCCGACGAUCGCGAUCCGCCAAAGUGGAACACGCGGUACCUGAAGCAGGCGGACAUCCAGGCUCAGAUCAAGGAGACUGCACAGAAAGCUGGGAUAUAUGAUAGCUUUAUCUUUGAGAAUGAGGUCGUCUCGGCACGGUAUGAUGAAGCGAGUAACCGAUGGGAGAUCGCUACGGACAAGGGUUUGCGGUUUUCAGCGACGUAUUUUGUGACUGCGCUCGGGAUCCUGAGUCGUCCAAAUAUUCCCAAGCAUCCGGGAAUCGACACUUUCAAGGGUGCUGCUUUCCACUCUGCGCGGUGGCCUAAGGGCCUCGAUGUUACUGGUAAACGGGUCGCUGUGGUCGGGACCGGGCCCUCUGGGAGCCAGAUCACCGCGACGAUCCAUCCAAUCGUGAAGCAGCUGACUGUCUUUCAGCAGCGAGCGCAGUACAUCACGCCUGUCAACAAUCGCGCGAUCAGCGAGGAGGAAAAGGCGGAAAUCCACCAGAAGCACAAGGACAUCUGGGACCUUGCGUUCAACUCGCUCUUCGCGAUGGGAUUCUCCGAGAGCAAGAAGUCUGCACUUGAAGCCACCGAGGAGGAGCGGAAAGAGGUGUACGAGCGUGUCUGGAACAAGGGCGGUGGAUUCCGAUUCUUCUUCGAGACCUUUGGCGAUCUUGGGACCAGUCUUGAAGCAAACGAGACGGCUGCUGCCUUUGUGCGGAGCAAGAUCGCUGAGAUUGUGAAAGACCCCGAGACUGCUAAGCUCCUCCAGCCCAAGGGAGCGUAUGGCGGUCGUCCACUUUGCGCCGAGAGGUAUUAUGAAGCGUUUAAUAGUCCAAACGUCUCGCUCGUCGACAUUGCAACCAACCCGAUCGCCAAAGUCACACCAAACGGUCUUCAACUCCAGGACGGCCAGGAGCUCGAAUUCGAUGUGAUUGUCUGGGCGACCGGUUUCGAUGCGGUCGAUGGUGCAUACUAUAAUAUCGACAUCACUGGUCGCAACGGCGCGAAACUGACCGAGGCGUGGAAAGAUGGGCCGAAUGCGCUGUAUGGUCUCAGUGUUGCCAACUUUCCGAACUUUUUCACCGUGUCCGGCCCUGGAGGCCCGUUUGCGAACAUUCCCACGUCGAUUGAGGUGCAGGGGAAUUUUGUCGUUGAGCUGAUCGAAGAGGUGAUCAAAAGAGGAACCAAGAGCAUCGAAGCCGAACCAAAGGCGCAGGUGCAGUGGGACGAGACGGUGCAGGGCAUCUCCAAAGUCACAGUGUUCGACCAGGUCAAGUCGUGGAUCCAGAGCAACAACAUUGAGGGGAAGAAGAAGUACAGUGCAUUUUAUCUAGCUGGACUGCAGAGUUAUCGGUCAAAGCUCGAGGAAGAGGCAGGCGCAAAGUAUUCUUCAUUUGUAUUCGCUUAG
Messenger RNA from Aspergillus calidoustus, 1590 nucleotides. The record is from the annotation of a GenBank genome assembly. Lineage: Eukaryota; Fungi; Ascomycota; Eurotiomycetes; Eurotiales; Aspergillaceae.